AGCGCAGUUCCUGACUUUACAGAGCAGCAGAGAUGAACCAGCAAAGAGUCACCUAUGCAGAGAUGAAGCAGGCAGGGAUCUCAAAAAAACCGCAAGUGAAACCUAAAGAGAGUAAAAGCUCCACUACUGGAACAGAGCAGGGAGUAACCUAUGCAGAAUCAAGUCUGCACAAUGCUGCUCGGGAUCCUCAGGAGAAUGGCAAGUCCUGUCACCUCCAAGGCUUAGCUGCACCUCCAGAGAAGUUCAUUGCUGGGAUCUUCGGACUCAAGUGCCUUGUGUUGAUAUUCAUUAUUGUGCCAGUGUGGCUUUAUACCCCUCCUACUGAAAAUCCACACAAGAAUGAUUCCUCCACAACAACAAACAUCCAGAAAGCAUGUCAUUGUGGCCCUUGUCCAAAGGGGUGGAUUACGUACUCCAACAACUGCUAUUACUUUAGCGCUGAAAAAAAAACCUGGAAGGAGAGCGUGACAGCCUGUCAGAGUAACAACUCUCAGCUGCUCUACAUAGACACUGAGGAUGAAAUGAAAUUUAUGAAAUCCAUAGCAGUUUCAUCAUGGAUUGGAAUCUACCGUAACAGCAGCAAUCAUGAAUGGAUGUUUUUAAAUGGGUCAACUACCCACCUAGAGAUAGGAGAAACAUCAUCUGCUAACAAUAGCUGUGUUGUGCUACAAUCUAAAUAUUAUGCAGAAGAUUGUGAAGAUCCAGAUAUGUAUUAUUGCAAGCAGAAGCUUUAA
Molecule: messenger RNA, 734 nt
Organism: Talpa occidentalis (Iberian mole)
Lineage: Eukaryota; Metazoa; Chordata; Mammalia; Eulipotyphla; Talpidae
Product: NKG2-A/NKG2-B type II integral membrane protein-like
Exons: 6
Coding region: 33-734 (233 amino acids)
Biological process (GO): positive regulation of natural killer cell mediated cytotoxicity; stimulatory C-type lectin receptor signaling pathway
Source: RefSeq, a predicted model, not a curated record